GCAAUGUUUUCACUGAAUAAUCAACUGGAGUUAAGAAGAGUGACUAUUUCAAGUUUGAAUACAUGUAUCUAUUUGCCUAGCAUAGUCACAAUUGUGUCAUACAAAGGUUUAUUGUAUUCAAUCGGCAAUGGCUCUUCUUUUUACGUUUUGGUGCUGAUAUUCAUUGCGGAACUGUUGAAGUCAUUCUAUUUGAGUUCUUCGAAUGAUAUACAAGGAAAGAAAAUCAAGCUUAACAAAAACAGAGCUGGUGAUAUCGUAAAAUCUUUUUUGUUUUUAUUAGGGACGUUAACCAGUUUCUUCGUUGGAAUAAUUCUGUUUGGAGCACCAGUGCUAGAUUAUCAUGAAGAAACUUUGAUGUUGUCUACGUUACUGACGCUGCUGACUGUGUUUCCUUUAAUCGCGUACACUGGAGUGGAAUCUUCUAUGCAACUUUUAUUUGGAGUACGAAGUUAUGCAAAGGACACUGUUAUUGAUAUGUUGGUUACUAACGCCUUGCUGACUGUAUGUGGGGCGUGGCUUGGAGCUAUAGUGAUUCCCCUUGAUUGGAACACACCUUGGCAACAAUGGCCCAUUCCCUGUUAUCUAGGUGCCAUUGGUGGCUACCUACUUGCUAAUGUACUUACAGUAUUAAAAGUAACCUUAAUGAGUGCAGCUUACAAAUAUCCAUCUUUGAAUUUUUUAGUUAACAUUUUGAACAAGCUCUGUAUUUCAAAGUAAAUUGUUGUUCAGUCUUAGUUGUAGGUAUGUACUAAAAAUAAAUGCAUUUUUGAAAAUAGAAAACAAAAAAAU
This is a messenger RNA of Hyposmocoma kahamanoa, 789 nucleotides long. It is a transcript of the gene PIG-F, whose product is annotated as glycosylphosphatidylinositol anchor biosynthesis protein 11. NCBI's taxonomy places the organism in Eukaryota, Metazoa, Arthropoda, Insecta, Lepidoptera, Cosmopterigidae. The coding region runs from base 4 to 717 and encodes 237 amino acids. Gene Ontology annotation, cellular component: endoplasmic reticulum membrane. The transcript has a single exon. Gene Ontology annotation, biological process: GPI anchor biosynthetic process. The record is from RefSeq and is a predicted model, not a curated record.